Neomonachus schauinslandi (Hawaiian monk seal) is the source of this 2055-nucleotide messenger RNA. RefSeq names its product disintegrin and metalloproteinase domain-containing protein 20-like. Gene Ontology annotation, molecular function: metalloendopeptidase activity. Gene Ontology annotation, biological process: proteolysis; male gonad development. The record is from RefSeq and is a predicted model, not a curated record. Gene Ontology annotation, cellular component: sperm head plasma membrane; plasma membrane; external side of plasma membrane. Lineage: Eukaryota; Metazoa; Chordata; Mammalia; Carnivora; Phocidae.
AUGGCAGUGGGUGAGGCCCUGGUGCACACCAGGGUCACUCUUCUGCUACUCGGGGUAGGAAUGUCUCUGUUCAUUUCUGGCCAGUCUCAGGCAAGGCCCUCCCAGCACUUCUCCCCAGAAUUGGUGAUCCCCUUGAAGGUGACUGGCAGGGGCAGAGGUAUAAAAGGUCCAGGCUGGCUCUCCUACAGCCUGCAGUUUGGGGGCCAAAGACACAUUGUCCACAUUAGGGUCAAGAAGCUCUCGGUCUCCAAACCCUUCCCGGUAUUCACCUAUACGGACCAGCAUGCCCUCCACCAAGAUCAGCCUUUUGUUCCUGAUGACUGCUACUAUCAUGGUUAUGUGGAGGGAAUCCCUGAGUCCCUGGUCGCCCUCAGUACUUGUUCUGGAGGUUUUCGAGGAAUGCUACAGAUUAAUGACCUUGCUUAUGAAAUUGAGCCAAUGAGGUUUUCUGCCACAUUUGAACACCUGGUGUAUAAGAUAGACAGUGAUGAUACACAAUUCCCACCUAUGAGAUGUGGGUUAACAGAAGAGGAAAUAGCACGCCAUUUGCAGUUGAGGGCAUCAUAUAAUUCUACUCUGAUGCAAAGCUCUUACAUGGGCUGGUGGACCCACUUGCGCUUUCUUGAGCUGGUAGUAGUUGUGGACCAUCUUCGAUUCCUUUACUACGAAAGUAAUGUGACAGUAGUACAGCGUGAAGUAUUUGAUGUUGUCAAUAUAAUAGAUAUCUUAUAUUACCCUUUGGAGGUUGAUGUAAUUUUGACCGGGAUUGAAAUCUGGAGUGAAAGAAACCUAGUUGCCUCCGAUAACAUAGAACAACUUAUGGAGGAUUUUGCUGUUUGGAAGUUUCUCAGUCUUGAUGCACGACUGCAUCAUGAUACUGCCCAUCUUUUCAUAAAAAAAAUAUUUUGGCGUAAACUUGGAGUUGCCUAUGUCGGAGGAAUAUGCCAGCGUCCUUUUAACUGUGGAGUUGAUGUGUUUGAAGGAGACAGUCUGUAUAAUUUUGCACUUACUGUGUCCCAUGAACUUGGUCAUAAUUUGGGUAUGUCUCAUGAUACUGGACAAUGUGUGUGUGGGCUUCAGUGGUGCAUAAUGUAUCCUUCCCACAGGGUGACAACUCGGUUCAGCAAUUGCAGUUAUGCCCAGUAUUGGGACAACACUCUCACGAGUGGAUUAUGUAUUCACUCACCUCCAUAUCCAGGGAAUAUCUUGACGGUACAGUACUGUGGGAACCUAGUGGUUGAAGAAGGAGAGGAGUGUGAUUGUGGGACCAUACACCAGUGUGUAAAUGAUCCCUGUUGUCUGUUGAACUGCACUCUGAAGCCUGGAGCUACUUGUACUUUUGGAAUUUGUUGCAAAGACUGCAAGUUCAUGCCAUCAGGGACUUUGUGCAGACAUCACAUCAAUGAAUGUGACCUUCCAGAGUGGUGCAAUGGGACAUUUCAUCAGUGUCCAGAAGAUGUAUAUGUACAGGAUGGGAUUCCCUGUGGUGACGAUGCCUACUGCUAUAAAGGGAGAUGUAAUAACCAUGACAAACAGUGCAGGGAGAUUUUUGGCAAAGAUGCAAGGGGUGCAUCUCAGAGUUGCUACAAAGAAAUCAACACCCAAGGAAAUCGAUUUGGUCACUGUGGUAUCACAGACCUAAUAUACGUAAAAUGUGAGGUCCCUGAUAUUCUAUGUGGAAGAGUGCAGUGUGAAAAUGUGCGAGUGAUUCCCAGUCUGAUCCAGCAUUCUACAGUGCAUCAGCUUCACUUCAAUGACACCACUUGCUGGGGCACUGAUUAUCAUUUAGGGAUGGCCAUACCUGAUAUUGGUCAAGUGAAAGAGGGCACAGUGUGUGGUCCAGAAAAGAUAUGCAUCCACAAGAAGUGUGUCAAUAUGACCCAUCCACCACGAGACUGUCAGACUAACGAGACCUGCCACCUGCACGGAGUCUGCAAUAAUAAACAGCAUUGCCACUGCCGCCGUGGAUGGGCGCCUCCUUACUGCAAGCACGAGGGCCAUGGAGGCAGUAUUGACAGUGGGCCACCUCCUGGGAAGCCUGGUAACUGUGCCUAA